Messenger RNA from Anneissia japonica, 1805 nucleotides. RefSeq lists its product as uncharacterized. The record is from RefSeq and is a predicted model, not a curated record. Lineage: Eukaryota; Metazoa; Echinodermata; Crinoidea; Comatulida; Comatulidae. The transcript has 5 exons. Bases 139 to 1011 code for a protein of 290 amino acids.
UACGAUUGGGUCUUUGGUGCGCAAAAGGCAGAUACACUACAGUCAGAGAUAGAGGGUAUUUGUUUUUACUACUCGUUCAAGUGAGGAACACAGAGGCACAAAACUGUACGGAAUUUCAUUUACAGUAGGGGUAUAACCAUGAAUUCGACGCCAGCGAAAGUCGAGGAGCAGACUUUUAGUAAUGAUAAACUUCGGUCUGUCAUUAAAGAAAUGUUUUCAAGAAGGCACAAUGAUCGUGUAACAGCACACCAACAGUUUGCAUACAAAUGCUCAGAUUUGCUUCAUGAAGAAAUAAAAUCAACCGGGAACAAUGGAUUAAUUCGAUGGGAUAAUUUGGGUAAACACUUCUGUGAGGCGACUGUCAAUGACUAUAUAUUAAAAUGCAAAAAGUCUAACGCCGGUGAAGUGAAUACGAAGUUAAAUGUUAAGAUUGUUGAGCCGUCUAGUCUUGCUGAAGAAGUAAACGAACAACGUAUUGCUCACCUUCUAAAUUCCAUCGGAGAGGCACGAGCAUAUUCAGACUGGACGAAGCUCCUACAAUAUUGGAUAAAGUUUGCCAACUCAUUUCGAAAACAAGGAUUUUCAAACCUAAAGCUGAUAUUUUGCGGUCAGAAUGGUGAACGUGUUAAGAUUCAGUGUGGGAGUGUAAAAAUGACAAUCAUUGUUCUUUUGAACAUAAAACAACACGAAGAAAUCGUGUUUCGAGUGGACGAAAUCAACAAACGCACUCUUGGACGACUGAUAAUCGCACUGUGUGGGAACGAAGGCACCAGACAAACUACUGAACAGGCCGGACUUAGAAGACUUCUGCAAGCAUUCAUCACCAAAAUAGAGGGUGAAGAAAUGAAACAAUUCAACGACGUUAAGUUAUCACUUUAUGGUCAGGACAAUCUAUCAUUCCAUGUCCAAGCUGGAAAGUCACAUAACCCAAAACAAAUUGUGGGAUAUGCUGAUUCUCAAGGUGAAUUCCACAUAAACGAAAAGGAAUCAGGCUAUUGCAUUAUCUCGUAAUACAUUUUGUUUGUUUUAAUGCCUCCUUAUCUACUUCAGGAGAAACAUUGAGUAACUAUAUCAUUUGUGUAGUAUAAUUCUAUCAUAGAUUUUAAAUCUUAUUAUUUCUUGUUACUACAUGACUUAGCUGUCUUUGUUCAUGAUAAACGAUGUUAAUAGUAAGUUUAAAUCUUAGCUUACGAACAGUAGGCCUACUAGGCCUAGGCGAAGCUAGCGAGACUAGAGUAACACGUCGUCUAUCUGCUAUAAACCGUCACUGUCAGUGUACGAUGAUUGAUACAAUAGUAAAUAAAUGUAAUUGUUUACGUUUACAUUAGCUUACUUUAAUUUUAAAAUACUUUGUUGUUGCAAUUAUGAUAUGUUAAUGUCAAAAUUAUUACUGUUAUGUUCUUAAUUUAUAUAUUCGAUCAUUUUUUCAAUGUGUAACUACAAUACCCUAUAGUUAGUAGGUAAACUGUGGAGUCUUUUACAGUAGAUUAAGUGGUUUCAAUACUUUACUGUAGUAAAAUAAAUAAUAAUGGUAUCUACAUUUUAUAGCCAGGCAUACGAUAGUUGAUUUGGAUUGUACUUUCACUCCGUUUGUACGCACAGGGAAGCAGUAAAAAAUACUGUAUCAUACCGAGAGGAAUUCACCAAUGGAAUGUUUCUGUUUUUAUAGUGAUAUUAAUUACAGAAAAAAGUUUAUUUAAGAUUUUUAAAGUUUUCUCGGAGCUUCUACAUGAUAAUGUUUAGGUCCAGUAAGAAUAUAUAACAGUCGAAUUUAAUUUUAGCGGAUAUUUUGUCGUCGAUUGUAU